AAGUGGAGUCCAGGCCGGGCGGUGGGUGGUGAGCGUGCUGCGGUCACAUCUUUCCAACAAGCAGCGGCCGCUGCGGGUUCCCGGGGCGAUGGAGGGGCCGGGGCUGGGCUCGCAGUGCAGGAACCACAGCCACGGCCCCCCGCCUCCAGGAUUUGGUCGGCAUGGCAUCUGCACCCAUGAAAACAAAGAGCUUGCCAAGGCCAGAGAAGUUCUUCCUCUCAUAGAGGACUCUAGUAACUGUGACAUUGUCAAAGCCACCCAGUAUGGGAUUUUUGAACGAUGUAAAGAGUUGAUAGAGGCAGGCUAUGAUGUCAGACAACCAGACAAAGAAAACGUGUCACUUCUUCAUUGGGCUGCGAUCAACAACAGGCUGGACCUUGUGAAGUUUUAUAUUUCGAAAGGUGCUGUCGUAGAUCAGUUGGGUGGAGAUUUAAAUUCAACUCCUCUUCACUGGGCCAUCCGACAGGGGCAUUUGCCCAUGGUCAUAUUGUUGCUCCAGCAUGGUGCGGACCCCACUCUCAUUGACGGGGAGGGAUUCAGCAGCAUUCACCUGGCAGUAUUAUUUCAGCGCAUGCCUAUUAUAGCAUACCUCAUCUCAAAGGGACAGAGUGUGAAUAUGACGGAUGUAAAUGGACAGACACCGCUCAUGUUAUCUGCUUACAAAGUAAUCGGGCCAGAACCAACUGGAUUUCUUUUAAAGUUUAACCCUUCUCUCAAUGUUGUGGAUAAGAUACACCAAAACACUCCCCUCCACUGGGCGAUUGCAUCAGGAAAUGUGAAUGCCGUUGAUAAACUUCUGGAAGCUGGCUCUAGCUUGGAUGUCCGAAAUGUUAAGGGAGAAACUCCCCUGGACAUGGCUCUGCACAGCAAGCACCAGCUCAUCGUCCACAUGCUGAAGGCGGAGGCCAAAAUGCGAGCCAGCCAGAAGUCCCGGCUGUGGCGCUGGCUGCAGAAGUGUGAGUUCUGCCUGCUGCUGAUACUCUCUGUGAUUACCAUGUGGGCUGCUGGAUACAUACUGGACUUCAAUUCGGACUCUUGGCUUUUAAAAGGAUGUCUUCUAGUGACAUUGUUUUUCCUGACGUCUUUGUUUCCAAGGUUCUUGGUCGGAUAUAAGAACCUCGUCUACUUACCCACGGUCUUCCUGUUAAGUUCCACGUUCUGGAUGUUUAUGACUUGGUUCAUACUAUUUUUUCCUGAUGUCACCGGCUCCCCUGUGUAUUUCAUUUUCCUUCUCAGCAUAGUGGCCUUUCUCUACUACUUCUAUAAGACUUGGGCAACCGAUCCCGGCUUCACUAAGGCUUCCGAAGAAGAAAGGAAAGUGAAUAUCGUCGCCCUUGCAGAAACCGGCUGUCUGGAUUUCAGAACAUUCUGUACAUCAUGCCUUAUAAGAAAGCCGUUAAGGUCACUCCACUGCCACGUGUGCAAUGCUUGCGUGGCUCGAUACGACCAGCACUGCGUGUGGACCGGACGCUGCAUAGGUUUUGGGAACCAUCACUAUUACAUAUUCUUCCUGUUUUUCCUGUCGGUGGUAUGUGGCUGGAUCAUGCAUGGAUCCUUCGCCUAUUGGUCAAAUCACUGUGCCACAACAUUCAAGGAAGAUGGCCUUUGGACCUACCUCAGCCAGAUCGUGGCCUGCUCUCCAUGGAUUUUAUAUAUCUUCAUGAUAGCAACUUUUCAUUUCUCAUGGUCGACAUUUUUAUUCGUGAACCAACUCUUUCAGAUUGCUUUUCUGGGCCUGACCUCCCAUGAGAGAAUCAGCCUGCUGAAGCAGAGCAGGCAGAUGAAGCAGACCCUGUCCCUCAGGAAGACACCGUACAACCUUGGAUUCACACAGAACCUGGCAGAUUUCUUCCAGUGCGGCUGCUUCGGCCUGGUGAAGCCCUGCGCAGUGGACUGGACGUCCCAGUACACCAUGGUCUUCCAUCCAGCCAAAGAGAAGGUUCUGCGCUCUGUGUGAGGCGAAGCAUCUCGAGCUGUCAUCCUGGCCUGUUUGUGUUUUUCUUCAGACCGCUGCCAGGGCCCAGAGGGGAAGUGGAGUCUAGAAAGAUGAACUACUCCAAGUACUCUUGGCAGACACCGUUAAAACAAAAAAAAAAUUUUUUUAAAGACUUAUAUUUUUCACAAAGAAAGAUAAAUUACUUUUUUUGGAGAUAUAUUCAUUGCUUAUGGAUAAAGUAGAAUAUUUUCAGAUAGUAAAUUGGCUGUUUCAAAAUAGGGCUGUUCUUUGAACAUGUAAUUUUUGAUAAGUUAUUUGUCAUGGUUGUAUCUAUAAAUAUGUAAAGAAUAUUUAAGUAGGUAACUGUUUUGC
Octodon degus (degu) is the source of this 2308-nucleotide messenger RNA. RefSeq names its product zinc finger DHHC-type containing 13 (gene Zdhhc13). The record is from RefSeq and is a predicted model, not a curated record. Gene Ontology annotation, molecular function: palmitoyltransferase activity; protein binding. Lineage: Eukaryota; Metazoa; Chordata; Mammalia; Rodentia; Octodontidae. Gene Ontology annotation, biological process: protein palmitoylation. Gene Ontology annotation, cellular component: Golgi membrane. The coding region runs from base 89 to 1957 and encodes 622 amino acids. The transcript has 17 exons.